Molecule: messenger RNA, 1620 nt
Organism: Mercenaria mercenaria
Lineage: Eukaryota; Metazoa; Mollusca; Bivalvia; Venerida; Veneridae
Product: neurogenic locus notch homolog protein 1-like
Exons: 13
Coding region: 24-1370 (448 amino acids)
Source: RefSeq, a predicted model, not a curated record
GACCAUUUGAGCGAGAGAACAAUAUGCUAACUAUAGUUGUGACAGUACUGUCUUGGCAGAUUGUUCAAGCUGGAUUGCAAUGUCUGAAAUGCACAGAUGCCAUACUGCCAAUUAACUGUGAAACAGUAAUUACAUGCGGAUCCCACGAAAAUUGCUUUGUUGACGCUAAAGUUACACCAGCAGGGGAGAUUCGGUAUGACCUUGGCUGCAGAGACAUACUGCAAUGUAAUACAUCCCAUACCAGUAAACGAGAUAUCCUUCCUGUAACUGAGAUGAAAAACCUGUCGGUAUUGAAGAGAACAUCAAACGAUUCGUUGACAUGUAGCGAGUGUUGUAGCAAUGACUUUUGUAACAGCGCAGGAUGUGGUAAAACUGGUUAUCCUUCGCCCAGAGGUCCACUGUGUUUCAAUUGUCCACAACAAAGUACACCAUCUGACUGUAGUAAAAUCACAAUGUGCGGACAGGACGAGGCGUGCAUGCUUCUCAGAACAUCAGAUCCAGUCACACAUAGAUUCAGAUAUCAAACAAAGUGCGAAAACGAGAAGACUUGCAAUGACGAAAUGUCGAAAUAUAGACCAGUGUCCUCGACAUUGGUUGGAAAAAGGAAGAAAAAGGAAUCAUUACCAAUAAGUGGCACUUGCGUUAUUCAAUGCUGUAAAGAAGACUUGUGCAACAACAUCUGCAGAAAUACCUCAGUGGGGGCAUUCAGCAGCAUCAACACUACCACAAGUUCACAAUCUUCAGUUGCAAUUACAUCACCAGCACCAGCGGAUCCAUGUUUAUCAAAUCCUUGUCAGAGCGGGAAAUGUUCUCCUUACAAUGAUACGUAUAGAUGUACGUGCGAUUAUGGUGUACACGGACGUAAUUGUGACACAGCAUCUGCAACUCUACCGAUGUCAACAACACAUGCAAGCCCUACGACUCGUGAAAGUAAAAAUACUUCAAAGUCGGCAUGUGUAGACAAACUGGAUACUUGUGGUCUACUGGAUCUCAGUUACUACUGCUACGGAACGUACGUUGAAUUUGCAUUAGAAAACUGUAUGCGAUCUUGCAAUUUCUGCAGCGGUGUUGACAAGGUGGAACGUGCGUUUUGUGAAUACAAGGAUCAGUUUUAUAAACAAAAUCAAACAUGGUCAGACGGAUGUAUUAGAAAUUGUACAUGUACAGACGCCGUAAAAGGAAUGUAUACGUGCCAAAGCGUGUGUUUGGACUUUAGCGCGUUACCAAGUAUCUGUCAUUUGGAAGAUACUAAUAUAAAGCCAUAUUAUACGUCAUUUUCGUGCUGCAAACAGCCCAGGUGUCCUAGUGGUAUCACCAUCAACAUUCCAAAGGCAUACAGGAACCUAUAUCCAGGAUACACAUAUGUUUAACUAAACAUACAUACAUUUCCUUUGUUAUGUUAAUUGUUAAUCAUGAAUUGGAGUUUAAAAAUGUAUGUAUUUCCGUAAACAUUGAAAUAAAAACAAAUUGUGUUAAUGGCUGAAAAACGAAUUUUAUUAGUUAAUUAACAUAAUUGUUGAGUCAAGUGAUCACAAUUUAUAAAGGUACGACAUUAAAGGUAUUAUGAGAUACAUACUCCAGACUGCUACAGUUGGCCUAGUGUGUUGAGGUUAAUAUACU